CCUACACUCAUUCUCACGUCUUGACCUCCCAGAGAUACUCGAACACAGCGUUCGGAGGAAUAACGCAUGGAUCCGCCUUGAGCGCUACCACCUUUCGCGUUGGUUUCCGCGUCUUUCCGAGCGCCCGCUGCCGCCGGACGCUCCCCCCGCUGCACUUGUUGCGCAGAGACUGGAUGCGCCGCUCGGUCCUUGGAGAGGAGGCAGGGACGGACUGCAACAGGUGCAAACAAAGCAUCUCCUCCACACGGACUGUAGAACAAAAUAACACCUUGCAUGCAGAUUUGAGGAACCUUUGGCCGUUUUAAGCCGUCUUCGCGCGCACUAAGCCGGGAUGCCAGUCCUGACAAGCCCCGACAUCGCUAAUAUGUUCCAGGAGAAAUGGUUGGCAAUUUACCAGGAAGAUCAGACCGGCGGGUUUGGGUCGGUCCCCCUCGAUGACAGUCUCACCAGCCUUCACUGGCUUCAGAAUUUCUCCAUCCUCAGCGCGGACCCGGAGCGAGCCAACGGUGCCGCUCCGGGCUGUCCGUCCUCGCAGCAACACCUCUUUCUCCGGCGCCUGGGCUUCCCCAGAGGAGGCACCGAUUCUCCGUCCAGCCCGCAGGCCGGGGACACCGCCGCCACCGGGAUGCCUCUGUACCUCGGGAGCCCCGUUACGUCCGGCAGCGACUACACGACUGCCCCGCGGUUCUCCAGCUGCGCGCAUCCAGCGCCCGGCUGUCCGCAAAUGCCGAUUCAAGCCAGUCCGCCGGUGGAGGUCGACUAUAAAACCAACCCCAAAGUCAAACCGCCCUAUUCCUACGCCUCUCUCAUCUGCAUGGCCAUGCAGGCCAGCAAACAGCCCAAAGUGACUCUCUCCACCAUCUAUAACUGGAUCACAGAGAAUUUCUGCUACUACAGACACGCGGAGCCCAGCUGGCAGAACUCGAUUCGUCACAACCUGUCCCUCAACAAGUGUUUCAAGAAGGUCCCCAGACGGAAAGAUGAGCCGGGGAAGGGAGGCUUCUGGCAGAUUGAUCCUCAGUACGCUGACAUGUUUGUCAAUGGCAUCUUCAAGCGCAAGAGGAUAUCUGCCAAUCACUACAAUGGCGGCAGCGCUGGUGGCGCACACAGACAGAGCAAGGGGCUUCAGGGUUACCACAGCACCCAAAAUGGCUGCCCGUACCAGGGAGCGGGUGGCAAACGAAAGCACCCCCCCCCUAAAAGCAGCAACAAGGCCAUGAGGCCGAGCGAGUCGCCGCUUUUAGCGACUGAAGCCCACAGAGCCGAUAUCCUGAGGGGAGACUUUGACCUGGCGUCUGUGUUCGACGAUGUUCUCGGUGGGAACUGCAGCACGUUUGAGGACUUGGACAUCAACACGGCGCUGAGCUCCCUGGGCUGCGAGAUGGAGGCGCCCACGCAGGGGAGGCAGCACUCGGCAGGGGUUGGGAGGUGGUGUGGAGGGGGAGACGUCCUGGGUCCGAGCCAACACGUGGGCCACCAUCUAUCGUACGGGUACGUGGACCUCAGCGCCAUUUCAGUGGAGCUGGCGGUCAAUAUGGGAGACCUCCAUGGGCAGCAGCAGCAGCAGCAGCAGCAGCUGGACCAGGAUCAGCUGCUCCACGGUCAUCACCACCUGCAGCAGUUUGAGGAGCCUUCCAUGAUUUUCCCUGAGCGGCUGGAGGAAGCGGUGCUUCAACCCUGGGACGAGAUCAAAGAAGAGGCACAGACCAUUCCUCUGACUUUGGACCAGGGCUUUGGCCUGUGUGAAGGACUCUUCACAGAGAUGCAGCCAUGGGAACCAGUGGAGGCCUAUCUGUGACCUUUAACCCCCAGAAGUGCUGGGCUAAUCUAUAAAGAAUAACACUGGGGACAGAUUGGGUGAUAGGCUCCAGUCAUUCUGCAAUAAACUGCAUUUUUAUGAAUGUUGUUUUUAUAACAGUUCUUUUUUGAUGGUUUUGAGAUCUGAUCGUUUUUGCUGGGCUUUCCUGACCCGGCUCCAGAUUCGGAGGUGAUUGACAGGAGGCGGUGUGUAACAUGAUGCAGAGCUGGUAUCAGGCACAGAGGAGGCACUGACAACACAACGGAGUCACUUUGAUAAAUUAAAGUUUCAUGCAGAGAAGAAAUGUCUCACUAAAAUCAAAGGCAGCAAAAAGGCUUCUUCACAUAGAAAAGACAUGAAGAAGAGCUGUGCUGUGUGUGCACAUUGAGCUAACAUCCUUUUGAUGGAAACCUUGGAAUAAAUUGGUGGCUGAUAAUAAAAGAAGGUUGAGCACCUUCUCUAUGCGAAGGAUAGGACCGAACUGUAAAAAGAAAACACCUUCACAGCACUCUCCACAAAAAAGCACUGUCAGCAUGAGACUGAGACGACGGCUCUAAUCUGCUACAUUAGCAUUUAGCGUUAUUCUACUAACAUGCAGUGAAAUCAGCCAUUCAACUCAGUUCUAAAGUCUAAUGUUUCUAAUAUUGUGUAAUGGUAAACAUAAAACUAUACAAGCUGGAUGGAGGUGGCAGAACUUUAAACUCAUAGUCUGAAAUUAGAAAACCGUCAUGUAUGAUCUUAUACUCAAUAUAAUAUAUAUUAAUUCAAACCCAAGCAUUAAGCUAGACUUGAACAGUUUUGUAUUGCAAAGAGGAGCAGAACUUAAAAGGACUGAUGAAAUGGAACGUUAUGCACUUUGAUAGGCAACAGUUUGACCCAAGCAUGUUUUUUUUUACUGUAUUAAAUUAUGUUUUCUGACGUUUUCUUUUUUAAAAUUUUCAAAUCACUUCUUUUUUUUACCAACAAAUCCAACACUGAAUUAAGUCAAUUGCACAAUUUGCAAUUGUAUAAAAAAACUGGGCAUUUUUAUUAUAUUUCACCAAAAUUUGUUUAUACAGAAAAUGCAGUUUGCUGUUGUCUCUAUGUUAAUUAAUAAGAAAUGAUGUGAGUUAUGUUUAUUCCACUAGGUGAUGGAUUUUCAUUUGUUUAUACUGAUUAUUCUGGUCUUUUUUUAUUUGUAUGUCUUGUUUUCAUAAGUCUGAAUUUCAAAUCAUAUAUGACAUUAAUACCUAUUGGUUUGGGGGGGAAAUGCAUAAAUUCAACUGUUAAGGUCCAGAUUUUGUAUUGUAUUAUAUUAAUCAUGUUUAAAAUGAGCUGUUUAAUAUUGCCAUGCUAAUUUCAUUUGUACUUUUCAAGCUGUUUAAAAAUGCAAUCAAGCAUUGAUGCAAUAAGUGGUGUUAAUUAAAGAAAGAAGUAAUAACA
This is a messenger RNA of Betta splendens (Siamese fighting fish), 3220 nucleotides long. RefSeq names its product forkhead box J1b (gene foxj1b). Gene Ontology annotation, molecular function: sequence-specific DNA binding; DNA-binding transcription factor activity. Gene Ontology annotation, biological process: regulation of DNA-templated transcription. Bases 332 to 1798 code for a protein of 488 amino acids. The transcript has 3 exons. Lineage: Eukaryota; Metazoa; Chordata; Actinopteri; Anabantiformes; Osphronemidae. The record is from RefSeq and is a predicted model, not a curated record.